AUGGCUGCUAUUCACCAAUAUCAUUGCCCAAGCAAACUGGACGCUGCUACAGAAAAAAAUCAAAUCAUUAAUUCUCCAGUUGCUGGCAGACUGUAUAUAUUCUCCGAUGGCAAAGUGUGGAUUUUCAAGGACCGAAGGCCCGAAAUGGCUGUGCGCAUUGGUAAGAUUUUCGCCGGUGGGCCGCAGUACGUUAAUGCAUCGGUAUCGACCAAACAUCACACUUAUCUGAUCGCCGAUCGAACAAUUUAUGCAUUUAAUGUUGACAAAACUACGGAGACUUUCAGUUGGACUAAUAAAACGAUAAAAGGCAUUUAUAGGCCGACCCGAGGAUGGCCAAAAAUUUUACAGAAUCGUGUGUUGUUUUUUCCACAAGCCGCCUUUCCAAUCGAAAACGGAAGUGCUAUUCUCAUAUCAGGCGAUGUAUUUGCAACAUAUGAUUUAGCCAGCAACAGAGCAUCAUUGAUCAACGAUCUGAAAUUAUAUUACCCAAAUCUGCCCGAGGAUUUCAAGAGUGGGAUACCGUACCCGGCAGCACAAUAUGAAACAUAUCAUUUGUUCGAUUCGCACAUCGUUUAUGAGUAUGAUAUGAGCACACAUCAAAUAACAUUCGCACAACCGCUCAAAAAAUAUCUUGCAUGUUAG
Gongylonema pulchrum is the source of this 642-nucleotide messenger RNA. Lineage: Eukaryota; Metazoa; Nematoda; Chromadorea; Rhabditida; Gongylonematidae. The record is from the annotation of a GenBank genome assembly.